UUUUAAGCUCAGUUCGCUUCGCAAUCUCGGUAAUGGUAAACGUUAUUGUAGUUCAGCCGUAUGAUGUGCAAAAACGGAUUCAAAAAUUAAAGUGCGCUAUUUGAAAACAAACAAAAACAAAAAGCUACCUACAUUAUCGUUGAAAGUGAGCCAUAUAAUUUUGUAAUUUUUUGAAAUAUUUUAUGUGAAGAUCUGAAGCGCUGAAGUGCUGAAACGAGUAGGAAAAUAAAAUUCAAUUUUCUCUUCAUCUUCACACGAUUAGUGUUUUUUUUUUUCAUUUUCAUUUCUGUGAUUGUGAAUCUUUUGUGCGAACGUUUUCAAACCACUUAUAGGACCCCUUUCACUCCAGAGAUAAAAAUGUCAACGCACGUGAAUCCAACAUUUGUGGGAGACGAUGGCAAAAAUCUAAACAGGCAUACACAAAAGACACAACCGAGUCAUCUGCCUCCCCCCUCAAAAUCAACACCCAUAAGUAAUGGAGCUUCCAAACCUGGCCUGGAACGUGAUCUUUGGGGAAAUGACAUUGAAUUUCUAUUCUCGUGCAUAGCAAUGUCUGUGGGUCUGGGCAAUGUGUGGCGUUUUCCUUUCACAGCCCUGGAAAACGGUGGCGGUGCUUUCCUCAUUCCAUACCUGAUAGUAUUAUUUUUAGUUGGUAAACCGAUCUAUUACUUAGAAAUGAUUGUUGGACAGUUCUCGAGUCGGGGGUCUGUCAAGGUAUUCGAAUUAUGCCCUGCUAUGAAAGGUGUUGGACUUGGUCAAGUGUUUAUGGUGUUCCUGCUUGGUACAUAUUACGAAUCAGUAGUGGCAUUGAUCUGCUACUACUUUGCAAGUUCGUUCAGAUUUCCAUUGCCAUGGGCUAACUGCCGACAUGAAUGGGAGGCUCGUUGCUUUGAUUCAUCAUCUGGAGGAGAAUUUAAUAGUUCUGGUUCCAUAUCUAACAUAGAAUAUCUUAAAUUUGUGGAAAAAACUAGUAAUGACACAAUAAUGACAAGCUCUGAAUUGUUCUUUAUAAAGGAAGUUCUUAAAGAGAAGGACACAAUAGCUGAUGGCAUUGGAUAUCCAAACUGGCCACUAGUUGUGGGACUGUUUCUUUCGUGGAUCAUGAUUUAUUUGCUGAUCAUUCGUGGAGUUAAGAGUUCGGGAAAAGCUUCUUACUUUCUUGCCAUUUUUCCAUAUAUCGUGAUGUUUAUUUUACUCAUAAGAGCUGUUACAUUGGAAGGAUCUGCUGAUGGAAUCAUUUAUUUCAUCAAACCUCAAUGGGAGAAGAUCUUAAGUCCAAAGGUCUGGUACGCUGCCGUAACUCAAGUCUUCUAUUCGCUAUCGGUUUGUUUCGGAAACAUCAUCAUGUACUCGUCUUAUAACAAAUUCAACCACAACGUCUACCGAGAUGCAACUAUUGUCACACUCCUCGACACAUUCACCUCGCUUUUGGCAGGUUUUACGAUAUUCGGUAUUUUGGGACAUUUAGCUCAUGAAAUUGGAACAACUGAUGUCGGAACUGUUGUCAAAGGAGGUACUGGGCUUGCCUUCAUUUCUUACCCAGAUGCUAUCGCUAAAUUCAAGGCUAUGCCACAGAUUUUCUCUGUUCUCUUCUUCGUCAUGCUGUUUGUCCUGGGAAUUGGCAGUAAUAUUGCAAUGACAUCGUGUACAAUGACCGCCAUUCGAGACAGUUUUCCAAACAUCUCACAGUCCUAUUGUGCUCUUGGAAUAUCCGUCGUUAGUUUCCUCCUGGGAUUGCUAUACGUUACACCGGGAGGCCAAUUUAUCUUAACACUGGUUGACUACUUCGGAGCGUCUAUGAUUGCUUUGACUUUGGGAAUUAUUGAACUUUAUGUGUUCGCUUGGGUCUAUGGUGUUGAUCGCUUAUGCCGAGAUGUCCAAUUCAUGAUCGGAAAAAGUCCAAGCUGGUAUUGGAGAAUUUGCUGGGGAGUUAUCACACCUUUAAUUAUGACAUCGAUCUGGAUCUACACCUUUGUUGCAUAUGAACCCCUUACCUACAAAAAUGUACAAUUCCCUAACUGGGGCUAUGCUAUUGGAUGGACUAUUACAGCAUUCGGAGUUGUUCAAGUUCCGAUUUGGGCAUGUGUAGCUAUUGUUAAACAACCUGGUGAUACAUUUAUGGAAAAAGUUCGUGGUGCAUUCCAGCCAAAAGCCAAUUGGGGUCCAAAUGAUCUUAUACUUCGAGAGCAAUAUCACAAAGAAAUGGCAAUUUAUAAAGAUUCAACACGAAAUCUAGGUUUUUGUGGAAGUAUAAGACAAAAUCUUUUCGGAUAAAAUUACAUUUAAUAUAUUGUUCUUUUUGAGAAGUCGAUCCGUGACUGAGGCCCUAAAUAAGAGUACUUAAAUAAGCUUUAAAUAAUAAAUAAAACCAUUAGUUAAGUUUUAUUACCUAAGAAAUAAACCAUUUAAAAAAAAAACU
Messenger RNA from Eupeodes corollae, 2419 nucleotides. RefSeq names its product sodium-dependent nutrient amino acid transporter 1. NCBI's taxonomy places the organism in Eukaryota, Metazoa, Arthropoda, Insecta, Diptera, Syrphidae. The coding region runs from base 358 to 2274 and encodes 638 amino acids. The record is from RefSeq and is a predicted model, not a curated record. Gene Ontology annotation, cellular component: membrane. The transcript has 8 exons. Gene Ontology annotation, molecular function: L-amino acid transmembrane transporter activity. Gene Ontology annotation, biological process: sodium ion transmembrane transport.